AUGAGCCAACUUCGCAAAAAACAGUCGCUGUCAAUUCUGUCUGGAUCGUUGCUGAACCAGGUGAACGGCCAGGUUCCUGCGGUGGUGGCAGAUAAGCCUGCUAAGGACCGGGUGUUUAGCGAGAGCACGGGACUGAUCAAAUUUUCUUUGCGGCAGGGGUCUGAGGAGACGGAUGUGGAGCCCAAGGAGGACGAGAAACAGGGUCUGCCGAUUUACAUUCCGAUCGAGGAGAACGAAGAGCUGUUGGACGAGACAGAGAAACAAACGGAGCUGAACGAGGUGAUGUUCCAAUUGGCUGCCAAACAGCGAAGAUCGCUCGAGCUGAAAGAAGAGCUGCUCAAGGUGGACGCAGACAUCAGAGAUCUGGAAUCGAGAUGUCGCAAACUCACCCAGAGACAGCAAAAUCGAGCCCCAAAGAAACCGGCCAAAAAACAGUCCAUCAUGAACUUUGCCGCCAGACCAGACAAAUUGGCCGCCCAGGAACCAAUUGCCCAGUUCAGCAAGACAAUCAAUACCUUCACCAACAAUCUCAGUAACAACAUCCAGACCAACGACCUGUUGAACCGCGGAAAAGCAUUCAUCGAGAAUCUGAAUAAAGAUAACGAAAAGUGGCUCAACGAGCUACAGACCAAGGCAUCCAACUUCAAAACGGACCAAAACCCGAUGUUCAAGAAACUGAUUGGGCCCAAAGACUUGUCGUCGCCGUUGAUCCCAAACUUCAAGGCUCUAAACGUGUUCAACUCGAACCAUUCGCAAUCCCCAAUCAGGGACUCCAGAACAGACCAUAUGGACCCGGAGUUCGAGUACUCCGAGUGCCAGUACUACGACCAAACGCUCGUGUCGGACGACGAGCAUUACGGCGGCCAUACCGUGCCUUACCUCGCACCUUCUACAUAG
This is a messenger RNA of Ogataea philodendri, 897 nucleotides long. RefSeq lists its product as uncharacterized. The coding region runs from base 1 to 897 and encodes 298 amino acids. The transcript has a single exon. The record is from RefSeq and is a predicted model, not a curated record. Lineage: Eukaryota; Fungi; Ascomycota; Pichiomycetes; Pichiales; Pichiaceae.